Molecule: messenger RNA, 1596 nt
Organism: Dovyalis caffra
Lineage: Eukaryota; Viridiplantae; Streptophyta; Magnoliopsida; Malpighiales; Salicaceae
Source: the annotation of a GenBank genome assembly
AUGUCUUUAACUAGCAGUUCCAUAAUUCCUACCAAAACCUUAAUCCCCUCUAACAACCCCCACCAACCUUGUUUCUUCACCACCAAACCUUCCAGAUCUAUCCUCCACAUCUCCGCUGUCCACUCCGCUGAUCCUUCCAAAUCACCACCACCCAUUAAAACACCUGCAGCAACAUCCACUAAAGCAGCAACCGUUGCACCAACAACCAAUGUGGGGACUGGAAAGUGGACUAUUGAAAGCUGGAAAUCAAAGAAGGCCUUGCAACUCCCUGAAUAUCCUAACAAAGAAGAGCUUGAUUCGGUUCUCAAAACUCUCGAUGCGUUCCCUCCAAUUGUUUUCGCUGGUGAGGCCAGGAGUUUAGAGGAGAAGCUCGCUGAGGCUGCUAUGGGCAAUGCGUUUUUGUUGCAAGGAGGUGAUUGUGCAGAGAGUUUUAAAGAGUUCAAUGCCAAUAAUAUUAGGGACACUUUCAGGAUUCUUCUCCAAAUGGGUGCUGUUUUGAUGUUCGGUGGUCAAAUGCCGGUUAUCAAGGUGGGGAGGAUGGCAGGGCAGUUUGCGAAGCCGAGAUCGGAUCCAUUUGAGGAAAAGGAUGGAGUGAAACUGCCAAGUUACAGGGGAGACAACGUGAAUGGAGAUGCUUUCGAUGAGAAGUCACGGAUACCUGACCCACAGAGGAUGAUCAGGGCUUACUGUCAAUCAGCAGCUACUCUGAAUCUUCUUAGGGCGUUUGCUACUGGUGGUUAUGCAGCUAUGCAGAGGGUAACUCAGUGGAAUUUGGAUUUCACUGAGCACAGUGAGCAGGGAGAUAGGUACCGGGAACUUGCCCACCGAGUUGAUGAGGCCCUUGGAUUCAUGGCAGCAGCUGGUCUCACUGUUGACCAUCCUAUUAUGACAACAACUGAGUUCUGGACAUCCCAUGAGUGCUUGCUAUUGCCAUAUGAGCAAUCACUUACUAGGCUGGAUUCAACUUCGGGUCUCUACUAUGAUUGCUCAGCCCAUUUUAUCUGGGUUGGUGAACGUACCAGGCAGCUAGAUGGUGCUCAUGUCGAGUUUUUGAGAGGAGUUGCAAAUCCCCUAGGAAUUAAGGUCAGUGAUAAGAUGGAUCCAAAUGAGCUAGUUAAGCUCAUAGGGAUUUUGAAUCCUCAGAAUAAACUGGGCAGAAUAACAAUCAUUAAUAGAAUGGGAGCUGAGAACAUGAGAGUCAAGCUUCCCCAUCUAAUUAGGGCCGUUCGCAGGGCUGGGCAAAUUGUCACAUGGGUCAGUGAUCCUAUGCAUGGAAACACCAUAAAGGCUCCAUGUGGUCUGAAAACUCGCCCAUUCGAUUCCAUCAGGGCGGAGGUGAGAGCCUUCUUUGAUGUGCACGAGCAAGAAGGAAGCCACCCAGGAGGAGUUCAUCUAGAGAUGACAGGCCAGAAUGUGACUGAGUGCAUUGGUGGAUCACGGACUGUGACAUUCGAUGAUUUGAGUUCACGCUACCACACCCACUGUGAUCCUAGGCUCAAUGCUUCACAAUCUCUAGAGCUUGCAUUCAUCAUUGCAGAGCGCCUUAGAAAGAGAAGGAUUGGAUCACAAUCUUCCAUUGCACCCGCAUUGCUGUAG